UUUUGAAUGAGGAAGAAGCGGGAGAUGUUAUUCUUCAACGAGUUUAUAUUGAAUUUAUAGUCACGUUGAGGACAUAUAAAUGAGUUAGGGUGUGACUCAAAAUGAUAGCCGUUUUUCCGAACGCAUUGGUUGCGACUUAUCGCAUCCCCGUUGGAAUUUAAACACACUUUCAUAAAUUAGCCGUGUAGCUAACAACGUUAGCUAGCAAGGUAGUUAGCGUAAUGUGCUAGCUAGACAGCUAGCUAAUUCUAAGCUAACUAGCUAACGGUUAGUUGUAAUCUUGGGACAGUAAAUUGGUGUUUGCGAGGAGUUUUCGCCUUUGAAACAGCCUCCGCUAACCUAUAUCAGUCGAAUGAAGCACAUUAGCUUAAUUUGGUUUGACUAUAUUGACAGGUAGCCUGAAAGCAGCUUUAGCGAUUUAUCUUUAAACCAGCGGCGUUAUUUCUAAAACUUUUGAGCCAUGUUGAAUAAAAUCUACGAAUGGAUAGAAACGAGCUUUGCCAAUCUUCGCAAUGGUGUACCAGCUGCGGAGCACUCACAUGCACACCGGGCUGCGAGAGAUGGUCAAGUGAGGAGGAAAAGACCAAUUGAAUGUUUGGAAGAUGGCCAUGAAAUCGACCAAGAUGGCUUAAUGAUAAAGAGAUCACGAAUGGGGGAUCUUAUUGACACAGUCAAGAGUGCAGCUGAAGGGGUUAAGAGCCAUAGUUCCAGUGUGGCUACAUGGAUGAGGAACAAUGUCAGUCCUACCUUAAGAAAUAUACUGCCUACCUCCCCUGGUCCACCACCUGGAGAGCCUCAGCCACAGCCCUCAACUUCAGCAGCAGUCUGGACAGGGAGGCCGAUUGUUGACAGGAAUUCUCUGGGUGAGACGUUUGCUGCUCCCUCGACAACGUUGGAGUGGAAAACAUCCAAAUCAGAGUGGUUGCGUAAUGAGAAGUCCAUUGUGGGAUCCAAAGUCUGUAGACGACAAGUGUGCAUGAGUCCUACACAUCGUGAGGCGCCAAAAACGAACGGGCACUCGGUCAACUUGCCACCCUCCGUCGCUCCCAAAUUGCACUCUUCUCCAAGGCUAGGCAGGCCCCUAAACCUUCGACCAUACGUCCCACCAAGUGUGUUGGGAGGAAUGGGCACAACAAGCAGCUCCACCACCAGCAUGUAUGAGAAGACCUUUCCCAUCAAAGUGGUGCAGAGCCCAACACACAGCACCUCAUCAGCCCGCUUACACAGGACCAGGCCCCGGUGCACAGCACAAGAGUCUGUUCGUGAGGAGGAGAAGGAGGUCUACAGGCAGCUUCUGACCAUGGUCUCUGGUGGUCAGUCUUUCCUUCAGAAUGGCAGCUCACACACUAUUGUGAGGUCACACAGAGAUUUCACCAGCUUCCUGACCACCAGCCGCAGACUGCUGCAGUUCUCUUCCCCAGAUGGGUCAGCAGCAGAAGGAACUUCAGAAGGUCCCAGCAGCCCCUCCAGCCCCAGGGGAGUAUCUAGCCAGUGCUCCAGCAACCUUCCCAGCCCACUGGGGGCCUCCAGCAAGCCAGGGAUCCAGACGUGGUCUCUGGACACGGACCUCAGCUCAAGCAGAGCAGCUACUCUCACAUCAGUUCCUUCUCCAUCAGCUCUGCAGGAUAACUCCUCUCAGGACACACAGUCAUCAGCUCAUGAUGGUGACUCUGUAAUUAUUGUAAAUGAACAAAAAGGCAAAAAGCAAGACAACUCCAGUGUGCCAUGUUUCCAAGCUGAGUUAUGGAUCAAAGAAUUGACAAGUUUGUAUGACUCCCGGGCAAGAAAAAGACGGAGACAGAUAGAAGAGCAGGAGGCCCUGGCUGCCCUGCUGCUGCGACAGCGCCUGUCUGAAGAGGGGCAACGUAGUCGAGAUGUGGAGGUCCACGUUCGAGUUCCGUUGGAGAAAGAGGUUCCUCUGACUCUUGUGAUUGAAGAAGCGAAGCCUUUGGAUGAGAAACCAGAAUUCCCUGAACUCACAGAGGAAAUGGAGGUUGAGGUAAACAGGGUGCUGAGAGGCGGUAGUCCUCAUGAAGUAUUAAGUGAAGGAUUUUGUCUCAGCCUUACACGUAAAGACCUGCAAACCCUCAGCAACCUCAACUGGCUCAACGAUGAGGUCAUCAACUUUUACAUGAACAUGCUGGUUGAGCGCAGCAAAGACCCCAGCCUGCCAUCAGUCAAUACGUUCAACACGUUUUUCUAUCCUAAGCUACACAGCAGCGGCUACUCUGCUGUUCGCCGUUGGACCAAAAAGAUGGACAUCUUUUCUAAAGACAUCCUGUUGGUUCCUGUCCACUUGGGGGUGCACUGGUGCCUCUCUGUUGUGGAUUUCCGCAAAAAAGCCAUCAUGUACUUUGAUUCUAUGGGAGGAAACAAUGACGAAGCUUGCGAAACAUUGUUUGAAUACCUGCAACAGGAAAGUAAGGACAAGAAGGGCAAAGAACUGGAUACCUCAGGCUGGACGCUGCACAGCAAAAAGCGCAACGAAAUCCCACAGCAGAUGAAUGGUAGCGACUGUGGAAUGUUCACAUGCAAAUAUGCAGAUUACAUUACCAAAGACAAGCCAAUCACGUUCACACAGAAACACAUGCCCUACUUCAGGAGACGGAUGGUUUGGGAGCUUGUGAACCACAAGCUGUUGUGAUGUUAAGGAGACAGUUAUGAACUUGUACAGCUGGCUCACAAAGUCGCGAUGAAGGUUGAGCUACAUUCACCAGGAGGAUGCAUUGACAGUCGUCCUUAUUCUGGGAAAGACUUGCACACCAGCUCCGAUCAGACAGAUCAGAAACCACCAGGAGCACCAAUCACUGCCUCCCUGUCCUCUUCUCCACUUCUUUGUUUUUCGGUGCACUCGUGGAGCAUCAGUACAGCAGUUGAAACACUGCGUGUUUUAUAUUGCCCAGCCAGAACUGUUUUUGAAAUAACACUUGUACCGACUUACAAAUCAUACUCUGAGAUGCAAUGCUUGUUCGACGUUUUUGUUGUUUACACGAGCAUAUUAUGCUGCAUUGUUGUAUAUUUUGAUGUCAGCAUAAAUGUUUGAUACUUUGGUAACGUCCAAAGGAAAUUUGGCUUUACCAAUACGACAUGAUUACCCACAAAACUGACAUUUUGCGGCUACAACCUGUCUGUCUGUAGGUGGGCACGAUACUUCGUCUUAAGGUUUUGUUUGUUUGUUUUGGUUCUUUAUGCAAAAGGGCUGCAACCGGCGAUUAUACUUGAUUAUUCUGUACAGUGGUCUUAAUUGAUGAGUCACUUUAUGUUCAGUACCACAGAAUUGGGAGAAGGGCCAAUGUGCCAUCUUUGUUGUUUCAUGUUUGACACAGUAAGUUUGUGGAAGCAGAAAAUAUUCACAUUUAUAAAGCUGAACAUGGAAAACGUUUCAUAAAAAUGCUCCUUAUUAGUUACAAAGACUGAUUAUCAAAAUAGUUUCUGGUUAUUUUUCUAUUGAACCCCUGAUUGAUCACCUGGCAGCCUUAUUGCACAAUAUGAACAUUACACCCAAAACUGGAUUCUUUUUUUUUUGUUUAUGAAAAUGCACAAAAGAAGUCAAACGUGACAUUGCCUCAGAGUAUGAUUUAUAGUGAAAGUAGAAUGUUUUACUCUGCCAUUGACUUAAAAGUGUAACACAAUGGUUACACCCUAAAACAGCAGGGUAAUAAAGGGUUGCCAUUUUCUUCUUAUCCAUUAGUCUCGAUAAGAUUGUAAAAAAAACCAACAACAGUCAAAGUCUAUUUUAUGUAUCUCAGAGUCUCUUUUUUUGUUCAGCAGCAACUUUUGGGCAUAUUCAGUAUAUUUUGAACUUUGUACAUAAGUAAAACGUAUACAGCCUACAGUGUAAUAUACUUUUUUUUUUCUAAAAAAAAACAAACGUAUUUCUUAUCUAUUUUAUCUAGAUUCAAGUACGAAUUAGAAAUAAAUUGUCAUGUAUUGUGACAGUUGUUUGUGUUUUACCUCAAAGUCAGUUUGAUAUAAAGCGGUCACAUUGGAUACUUUGAUAAACCUGAGAGAACCUGUACGUCUCCUGGCUUGACUGAAGUGCAUUAUCUCUUGUACAAGAUAUAACCUGCGAAUGGUUCCUUGUGUAAUAAAAGGCACUCGAAACACAGUGAAAAAAAAAUUUAUUAAAAAAAAAAUGGCAAGUUUGAAAUCAGACCAAAGUUUAAUAGCUGUAGGGAUUUUUUUUUCUUUUUUUUUUUCUAUGAAGGGAACAGAAGACCUGCAUCAUGGCACAAACAUUUACUGAGGAAAGGUUUGAUGCACAAAACAAAACCGAAAACUUCAUGGACAUCGCUGAACAUGAGUUAGAAACUGUCCCUAUGUGUGACAUGUUGAAUGACCUUCAGCUGAAAGAUGUUCAAAUACUUCCAUAAUUAGCAGCAACAGGUAUUUAGACUGAACAAGCCACCGCUCAGUUUUUGAAUUUCAAAUUAUGGAAUGACAAUGGAACAGAAAAUAGUGAUUAAAAGUUCAGACAUAUUUCUUUUCUUCAUAGAUGUUGCUUUGCUGUUCAGAGUAGUUUCAUAAAACAACAUUUGCAGUGCAUGAAAUCAAUUCCAGUCAAGAGGUCAAGCCCAACCAAGACCGAGUUGCACUUCACAAUCCCUUCCAGUGAAAUCUAAGGCAUUUCUGUGAAGUUUUAAUUUUCUCCUAGAAAUGAAAGUUUCAUGGGUUUUAGAAGAAAGAAAAACAGCUUCAAAGUAAGUUAACAAACAGGACGAGGUGGGACACGAAACUGAAACUGGAUGGAAUGGUGAAUCACAUCUAAAGCAACCCUAUGGUGUUGAUGUUAAAAAAAAAAAAAAAAA
This is a messenger RNA of Stegastes partitus (bicolor damselfish), 4808 nucleotides long. It is a transcript of the gene senp1, whose product is annotated as SUMO specific peptidase 1. Bases 461 to 2644 code for a protein of 727 amino acids. NCBI's taxonomy places the organism in Eukaryota, Metazoa, Chordata, Actinopteri, Pomacentridae. The record is from RefSeq and is a predicted model, not a curated record. Gene Ontology annotation, cellular component: nucleus. Gene Ontology annotation, biological process: proteolysis; protein desumoylation. Gene Ontology annotation, molecular function: deSUMOylase activity. The transcript has 18 exons.